AGGAGGAGAAUGAAGACUCGAGCUCCACCUCCACCCCUGGCCACCCAUCACAUCUUUACAAACUCUGUACAUGAUGUGGCUGGGACACUGUGCAUGGAAACGAAAGAGAACAUGAUGAGACCCACUGUCAAUUUUAAAUUGACAUCACCACAGGGAUUCCAGACAUCUGUAACUGAGGAUGGAAGUAAGCCGCUGAUGGACUUGCUGGUUGACCUGUGUGGCCGCUACCGUCUAAAUCCCGCACUGCACACGCUGGAGCUGUUGUCACCUGAAGGCCACUCUUUGGGGUUCAAGCCCAACGUGUUGCUAGGCUCUUUAGAUGUGGCGUCUGUCCUCAUCAAAGAGAAAUCCUGGGAAGAGAUAGGGCCGCGCAGAUCGGCACCGAGAAUCCCUGAGAGAACAGUGCGUUUGAUGGUGAACUAUCACAGCAGCCAGAAGGCAGUGGUACGGGUCAACCCAUUGAUUCCACUCCAGGCCCUGAUACCAGUCAUCUGUGAAAAAUGCGAGUUUGAUCCUUCAUGUGUCCAGCUCCUUAAGGAUAGCGUCAGUCGCCAAAAGUUACCACUGGAUAAAUCUUUAACACAGCUGGGAAUUAAGGAGCUGUAUGUUCUCGAUCGGAGUUUCGUUCUGCAGCCUAAAAUGGGUUCAACUCCAGCUCUAAACUAUUCAGAAUCCAUUAGCGCCAGCACUAACAGUUUGGACAGAGGGACUAAAAAAGGCCUUUUAGGUUUAUUCCAUUUCGGCAGGAAGAAAUCGAGGUCAGAGACCUCGUCUUUGGGCAUGGAGGACUCUAAUGAUAAAAUAAUCCAAAAUGAAGAACGAUGUUCUGCACUUUCUGCAAUCUCAGCUGUUCCUAACAGAGAGGAUCAACUUAGUACAACGGGGACGUCUCGUUCAGUCAUGAAUGUUUACAGGACAUCGCCAAAGUAUGAAAUCAAGAAGAGAAGGGCUCCAGCACCACCUCCAGCGCCCUCGAUCAUCUCAAUGGAACACAAUAAUUUGGAAGAGUAUCAGAUGGGCUCUGAGUCAGAAAGCCAGCAGAGGAGAAGGAAGGCCCCAGCCCCCCCUGCAAGUACAGAUUCAAUCCCCCCAGACUCUUAUGGUGCUUCUACUUGUAUUCCCAUCCCUGUUAGCCAAUCAAGUCAAAAACAUUCUCCAGCUUUGUGCACUAAGAUGGCUCAGUCACCAACAAUCUCAUCGAAAAUUUUAAAAACUAUGAGGCCACAAUCCCCAAAGCCCAAAAUUCAACCUCAAUCUCUCUUCACUGUUGCACCCAAAAGUAUCACCCCUUCCCUGAGCAACAGCAUUGCCGAAAGCCAAGUACUUCAGGACUCUAGCUCUAAACUAUGCCACAGCCUUGACCAUGAUCUUGACACAGAUGACACCGUAUCCCUGACCAGCAGUGCUGCAAGUGGAUCAGUCCAUAUUAAACACCCUACAAAACAUAAUGGCACAAAAUUGAAAGAAUUAGAUAAAGAUAGCAGUAUGAAGGCCAAAGUGGAAAGUGGACCUACUUCAAGUCCAAUCUCCAAGACACCGUGUGAGUCAGUCCUUAACCGGAAAACGGAUGAAAUUGAGAACAAGAGACGUGGCACAGGAUCACCUGAUCUCACAGCACCACCCAAACCCCGACGUUCACCAGCCUGGGAACACCGUACCCUAUCUACACCUCCCCAAUUAUCUUUAUAUGAACCCACAAAAAGCAGUACUCCACAGAGAACCAAAGAAAAGGAAGAAACUGCUUCCCAGACCUGGUUCCAUUCUAUAAAGAGCAGGGACGUCAGUGUCCAGGCCUCAGGAACUGAAGCCCCUGAGGCUGAGACGUUGUCCCUGGGAAACGGCAGUAGUGGCAGCAGUCUACCAGAUCAAGGUUAUGCUGCUUCUGAAGGAAUGGCAGAUGGUGAAGACUCAGGACUUGUGAGCACUCCAUCUGAUACCCAACCCACAUCUCCAGAUGGGAGUUUGCUUUUUGAGCGAAGUUGUGUAGCCAGACGAGCGAAACCACCUAGGCCUAUUCGAGACCUUUCCAGCGAUAGUGAUGAAGGAUGUGCCACUUGGGGAUCAAAAAACAGUCAAAGCAAACUCAAGGCUACGUCAACUAAAGUAAGCAGUACCUUUCAGGAAAAAUACAAAUGGCUCCAUCAGGCAAAAACAGAUCCCGUCUUUCCAGUGAUUCCUGGUGUGCCAAUGUCCAUAGUGGACCUAAAUAUACCUGUCACGGCCAUAGAUGAAGUACUGGAGGAAUAUAAACCUCUUCUAGAAAAAAAUGAGUCAACAGUACUCAGAGAGACAAAUGUGGCACAUCAUAAAGGUUCAGAGAGUGUUGCAGAGUGGCACAAAAAGAACAAUUCCUCCACAGAUGUUUUCAAUGAAAAAAAAAGCAUUGUGAAUGCUAAAUCUGACCAAUAUAAGAACACUAUGGAGAAUGGGACAAGUAGUUAUACAAAGGAAGGGAAAAAGGAAGACAUGAAAGAGGCUUCACAUAGACUGGCACUAGUAAAACCUUUUGAGCCCGAGGAAAAAUGCACAAGCUUAAUGAUAAAAAGUCAAACUCUUAGAUCGGAUUCCUUGAUGGAGAGUAACACUCAUUUUUUACAAGAGGACAAUCUCGUCCUUCCCAAAGACAGCCAGAGAUCACUGUCCACAGAAAAAGUAGAUAAUCAGAGUGUUUUCCGCAGUAACGCCAGUUCACCUAUGUUGCACAGGAAAGUUACCUGCAAUCCCACCUCUCGAUUUGGUAUGAAAACCUUCACUGUUGUUCCAUCCAAGCCCUCUGCUUUGCAAAGUGGUGCACAAAGUGCAUCGGCCUCUUCAACCGUCGGUGCUAUUAAAAUUGAUGAACAAGGAAAUAUCAUGAAAUAUAAUGGCCCUCAACACAGAGUUGGUGAUGCAACAGAAUCAGGGAUUACCAGAAGCGAGGAGUGUCCGCUUAUUGGAAAAGCCAAAGCCUUUUGGAGCUCCAGUGAAAGACAAGACUGUUCUCUUUCUUGUCGCCCAGGUGUGACUGACAAGGAAAAAGCAAGCUUAGAGAACAUUGAAAGUAGUCACACAACUGUGACUUCUUUUACCGCGAACAGACGAGAACCCCUGAAAACACAACCAACCAUCACAAGUACUGCAGACAGUGUUCCGCCUAAAGAGACUAGUGGGAAAAUCAAUGAAACGAUGCAUCGUGCCAUCAUUAAAAACAAGCCCCAAGCAAUUGUUAAUGAUAUUUCAGUACCUGAAAGUAUUAAGCAACCACAGUCACCCUUUCCUUCCUUCCUUAAACCAACAAGACGUACGUCAAGCCAGUAUGUGGCAUCUGCCAUCAAUAAAUACGGCCCAAUGGGAUCCACAAAACACAACAUGUUGUCUUUUCCCUCUCAGUCCUCUCCUUUAACACAGAACCUUGCCUUCCAUACAUUGGGUCACUCAAUGCAAGUAAAUCCACGACAGUCCUCCAAGAUAUCAUUGACAGAUAAGACAUUUAACACAGCGGGUCUUCACGACCCUUGUCAUGCAAGGUCCAUGAGCGACCCCGAAUUUGUAUCAGAAAGCCAGAAAGAAAGCAAAGAGGACAAGAAGGAAAACCGUGUUGAAUCCACCAACGAAAGCUCUUUCUCACUAGGACCGGUAUCAGACAGAAUUAAACACUUUCAGCCAAGUGUUCCCACUCAAAUAGCCAUGACUGAACGUGAAAUUAGAGACGUCAAAGAUAAUCAUUGUAAAAGCCCCAUCAUUUUACGCAGAAAUGAUCCACAACCGACUGCCAAACCCCAGAUAACCACACGUCUAACAGCUACAGCAAAGUCAGAACCUUCACGUACGAUGUCAGACAGUGGUGUCAUCCCUGGAUCCCCACCCGUUAACAUAUUUGGACCCGUGAAAAAGUUCAAACCAGUGGUGUGCAGAUCUAUUGAGAAAGAUACCUCUUUGCACAGUAAUCUAAUGGAGGCCAUCCAGGCAGGAGGAGGCAAGGACCGGCUCAGGAAGAUAUCAUCUGGUGCCAGAAGCCGGAAGGAGACAGAAGAGAAUGAGCGGGCAGCUCUUCUUGCAGCUAUUAGAGCCCAGAACAGCACUGGAAGGCUUAGGAAGACUAAAUCUGGUGCUGCUGCUGAAUUAGAAAGGUUCAGGUUAGCUUCACAGGAGGACCAAAGGACAGAUGGUCCCUCUUCUCCUUCACCAAUAUCUUUUACUUGCACUUCUCCUGUUACUUCAUCUCAGCCUCCUUCCAUGCAUGCUUCGCUUCCUCCCUUUUCUCCUUUCUUGCACCAGUCUAAGCCUUCCAAUGUCACAUUUAAAAAUGCCAAUGCCCUCAAGAACCCUGCCUUGGCCAGGGAAGCUGUGAUGGAAGCGAUCCGUUCUGGAACUGCGGCUGAGAAUCUAAAAAAGGUCGCAGUGCCCACAAAGACAGUACAAGUGAAUGGCAGAUUGGGAACAAUGCAUCCGACCUCCUCCAGUCUUCCCUCAGAAUAA
Messenger RNA from Nerophis lumbriciformis (worm pipefish), 4458 nucleotides. The record is from RefSeq and is a predicted model, not a curated record. Lineage: Eukaryota; Metazoa; Chordata; Actinopteri; Syngnathiformes; Syngnathidae.